Amorphotheca resinae ATCC 22711 is the source of this 706-nucleotide messenger RNA. RefSeq lists its product as hypothetical. Bases 84 to 338 code for a protein of 84 amino acids. The record is from RefSeq and is a predicted model, not a curated record. Gene Ontology annotation, molecular function: ubiquitin protein ligase binding; protein tag activity. The transcript has 4 exons. Lineage: Eukaryota; Fungi; Ascomycota; Leotiomycetes; Helotiales; Amorphothecaceae. Gene Ontology annotation, biological process: protein neddylation; regulation of proteolysis; modification-dependent protein catabolic process. Gene Ontology annotation, cellular component: cytoplasm; nucleus.
GUGAAGCAAUCCACAGCACCGUCCCACGACACAAGACACCCCGUUCUUAAGCAUCUAGACAGCAACCCUCGCCACCCGUCACCAUGUUAAUCAAGGUCCGCACUUUGACUGGCAAGGAGAUCGAGCUUGAUAUUGAAGCUGAUUAUAAGGUCGCUCAAAUCAAGGAGAAGGUCGAGGAGAAGGAAGGUAUCCCACCCGUACAACAGCGUUUGAUCUUCGGCGGUAAACAGAUGGUCGACGACAAGACAGCAGCAGAUUACAACCUCGAGGGCGGUGCCACGCUGCACUUGGUUCUCGCUCUACGCGGCGGCUGCGCGCCCUCCUCCUCCUCCUCCUAACCCCGCGAAUCAAUCCCGUCCGUCCCAAUCUCUGAAACCCCCUCGCGCGCGCAGCACUGGAAAGAAGAGGAUGGCGACACCGCUAUAGCGGGUUUUUAUGGAGGGCCGCGCGCGACGUAUGCAUGGAUACUGCUACUGCUGUGGCUGGUUCUGAUGGCGGGCAGGCUUAUGCAAAUUUUAUCUUCCCGCUUCUCGUUCUGCGCUUCUUUCAUGAUGAGAUGCCGGCAUGAUGGCGUGGGGGGCUCGGGGCGUUCCGUUUGUUCUCUUUUUUUUUUACUUACCUUACCUUAUCACUUGCACGCAUGCGGGGCUGGUUGAUCAUGAUGCAUCUCUAGUCUUAGGGUGUGAUGGUGACAUGAGGGGGCCGG